AGAGUGUGGCCGUCAGUCACCUGUUCAGUCACAGUUCGCUCGAUUGGUUCAACUGUGCUACCUUCUACUUGGUCUUGAGUCAGAUUUUUUGAAAGCCUCACUCGUUUGAUUUAUUUAGCUCUAAUUGACCUCCAAUGAAGGGCGCCUUUCAAGAGUCAAAAUUCGAAAGGAAAUCUGGCGACACUUUGUUAGGGAGUCUUGUACGGAGUCCUACGUGGGAAUCCUGCGUUUGGUGUCCGAUGACAAGCAGGCAGCCUCUCACAUGCAACACCAACCGACACUUGCGGCGUCUUCAAAUUCAAUUCCACCAACAACGAGAAAACCCAAAACUUGCUUCAUUCCAAUCUAUUCUUGUUUAGCUUGUUUCUAUUGUAUUGCAUUGCAUUGCUGGCAGCUAACUAGAUAACCAUGGCGGGCAAGGACGAGAAGAGCAAAACAACGACAGUGACAAUGGCAGCAUCCGGGAACAGUCGGCCCGAAGGAUACACCAACAUUUGCGCCGAUGGACAUGCAUGCGACAAUGAUGCCACUUGUGUGGAAUCGCUGCUGGAAGAACACAAGUACGUGUGCGACUGUCACGAAGCCUACCUCCAAACGGGACGCGUCUAUGCCGGUCUCUCGUGUCAACAUGUGGCCACUCAGUACUGCACCAGCACGGGUGAAAUUUCUGAAACUUUGUUUUGCGUCAAUGACGGAGUGUGUCGCAACAAGGUGGGAGUCUCGGCACAGCAUCCCGGGUGCGAGUGUCCUCCCGAAUACAGUGGAGAUCACUGUCAGUACAUUGCCGGGGGGUCGGAACCAGAUGCGUUGUCGUACUUUUUGGAUGGGACCACUUUUGCAUCGGCCAUGGACGGUAGUACUUCUAUGAAUAGUAACAAUAAUGGGGUGUUGGUGACAACAGAGGGACCCGGAAUCAAUCCAGCCGCAAUUGUACUUCCCAUCUUGACAGUCACCUUGUGCGUUGUGGGGUAUCUAUUGUGGAAAUAUCGCACUCACAAUUUGAGGGGUCAUAUGGUCGAUAAAAACAAGGCCGUCGAUGAAAACAUGAUGGAUGCGGAUGGCAGUUCCAUGUUGAAGAACCCCAUGACACAAAUGAUGUUGGCAGGGCGCCGGAAUUCCACACCCGCAUUUAGCAGUACCCACAAGGCUGCCCUGAUGGAUCCACCGGAUUUUGAAGACUUGUUGGAACAAUCGGACCAUGUCAAAUUCCACGUGCAUCCCGCCACGGCCAAACUGUACGCAUCCGAUCCCAUGUUGCAUUACAAUGGAACCAGUGACACUUCGGGGUCGGGAAGUCCCACCAGUUAUUCCGAAGAAUACGAUAUUGGACAGUCGCAACGAUUUGAAGAGUACGAUCCCAAUGAUUUUGGGACCCACAAUAUCGAACCGGCAUUGGGUCCGCGUCCCGAAGAAGAGGAAUACGAAGAACCAACCGAUGAAACGACAACACUGACAUGAUGGUCAUGAUGAUGAAAGUUACGAUUGGAAUGAUUCCAAUCAUUCACAACAAAAGAUAUACUAUAGUUAAGCAGUAAUACUAGUAGACAAUGGGGAAAGUUAUAAAUGAUCACGGUUUUU
Seminavis robusta is the source of this 1578-nucleotide messenger RNA. The record is from the annotation of a GenBank genome assembly. Lineage: Eukaryota; Bacillariophyta; Bacillariophyceae; Naviculales; Naviculaceae.